Messenger RNA from Lepisosteus oculatus (spotted gar), 1428 nucleotides. RefSeq names its product histidine N-acetyltransferase-like. The record is from RefSeq and is a predicted model, not a curated record. NCBI's taxonomy places the organism in Eukaryota, Metazoa, Chordata, Actinopteri, Semionotiformes, Lepisosteidae. Gene Ontology annotation, molecular function: acyltransferase activity, transferring groups other than amino-acyl groups.
CCCGCAGAGAACCACCCCACCCCUUAAAGAGGGACCCGGAGAAGAGGUUUAUAACCAGAAGGUUGAUUGAGACUUUACCACCAAGACUUCCUGCCUCGCUGCUCCCUGCUCUCCGACAGCCAGCAUGUUCGGGCUCCUGACUCAGCUCAGACUGACGACCCCUGCCCUCAGGGGCAGCGCGAUUCCUGCAGCCUCAAGAGUGCUGGCAGAUUUAGGAAAAGCAGCCAUCCAUUCUGGUCAGCUGGAGCUGGAGUUCUGCCCGGCCAGGGAGGAGGACAUGGAGCAGGUCCUGGCCAUCUCGGACGACUGCUUCAGUGGACUGGACUACAUGGCUGAGACCUACCAUCACUGGCUCAGGGAGCCCGAUCGCUUUGUGUUCCUGGCCAAGAAACACGGGAGGGUGAUCGCCCUGGGCUCGGCUCUGCUCGUGGACGGACGGCGGACAGCAAUAGGCCAGGGAGUGCGGGUGGACCCCGCCCACCGAAGCCAGGGGGUGGCGUUUGCUGUCCGGAGACACUUGAUCCAGUUCAUCAAGACCUACUUCCCCCAGGUCACCACCAACAGGUGGACCAUGGAGACAGAGCCCAGACCAGACGCCGACAUCCGCCUGCUGGCCCGGGAGGCUGUCCUGACCCUCUGCUGUGAGGUGGCAGACCUGGGCCCGUUCCUGCAGGAGCUGGGCACGAAGCUGGGGCAGCAGACGGGGGGCGGUGGCCCCCAGCCCGUGACCCUGAGCCAGGUGGAGGCGGAGAGGCUGGUGCUGAGCCAUCACGUGGUGCAGAACCUGCUGCCAGCCGGCACCAUCAUGAACGACUGGGAGCCCUUCCAGCCCCUGGAGAGCAACCUGGAGAUCCUGCGCCGGCGGGGCCUGACCUGGGUGGCGGACCGGGCGGAGCUGCCCUCUGCGCUCAGUCUCUGCACCACGCCGCACCGCGUGCCCUACCGCGCCGACGCCCUGCACUUCAACAUCAACAUCUUCAGCGGCGAGCAGACGCCGGCGCGCGCCGUGCUCCUGGCCCAGCUCCAGGGGCUGCUCCCCUCCCUCCGCGGCUACGUCAUCUUUGGCAUCUGCCUGCGUCCCUGCCUCUGGGCCGGAAUGAGGGACUUCUGUCGGAGCUCAUCCGGGGUUUCCUUCUUCCAGGAACACUGGGAGCAGCUGCUGCUGGAGAGGGACCUCUGAGACCAGGCUCAGCCUCGGUCUGCAAGAGAGAAGAUAUAGAUGCAGCCAUUCAGGCACAUCAAACACAUUGCCAUACUGAGAUUUGUCACACUGCCCAGAGAUUCUUCACUAGCCAAAGGAUACAUGGUUCUUGUUAUGCAUUAGAGAUUAAUGAAAACAUCUGCUUCAUUUGUAUCUGUCCUACUUCUUUAAAUCCACUUUUUGAAUAAACCUGUAACCUAUUCCUAAUAAAUAAUAUGGAUACUAUA